CUUCACCUUUAAAGUAGUCCAGCUGCAUCUGUGACGUCACCGCUAUUCAAAUGGUGCUGCCUGGCAAACCCUCGGUAUCAGUCAGGAAGUUGUCCUCUGUGAGUCUGGAUUUCGACCAGCAGAAACAGCGACAUAACCAGAUGUAUACACAUUAAAACACAGUUUAAAACACAGUUUAAAGUUUUGCAGCGUCAUCUCUCAGCAGUGACAGGUUUUACGUGAGACCUGCGAGAAUCUCGCAGCAGUAUUUGACGGCGGCGGUUUUUCUCGGUACACCGGAACGAUGUUUCCAAGAACUACUGCUUUGAAAACUCGAGACUCGGAGGAACCGACCUCUCGGAUUUAAACAAUCACGGACAAGUACACGAUUUAACUCAACCGAGAUAGUCAUGGAGAAUGUUCAUGCCAGGUUCAACUCUCUCUCUGCGGUCUUCUGUCUAAUCUUUACUUAGUACCGAGUUUUUAUACACGAUAUUAAAUAGUAAAAUUCCUUACGGACCGGAAAAUCAGUGUUGAGUGUGAUCGACAGUGUGGAAGACUCUCUGGAAGUUUCCUCUUUUUAAAGUAUCACAAACCGGGGAUUUCAGUUUUGUUUUAAAUCUCGGAGCUCCAUGUCUGCUGAAUAACAAUUCUCAAUGGAUUUUUUGACUACAGCCAGCGUUCACACGCCCGACCCCAUCACACCACGGGGAAGAACAGAGCUGUGGCAAGUAUCUGGAUGAAAUACCAGGCUGUGCAUCAGUUUGGAACCAUCAGAAAUGAUUGUGGUGGAGGACGAGGACAGCGAUUUGAAACGGCGAUCGCAGCAACGCCAUCAUAACCUGCGAGUGGUCCAAGAUCCAAUCACACAUGCUCAGGAGAAGGCUAACUCGCCCAUGCUGCCUGGAGAUUUUGGCAAGAUGCACUUGACGGAUCACCCACAUCCGCCCGUGAUGCCAGUACCGCCCAGCCAAUCAGGAUGCAGCAUCGGCAGUGAUUCAGCGAGCAGUAGCUUAUCAGAUAUCUACCAUGCCACAGAGAGUGAAGUUGGUGACCUGGAUUUGUCCGGGCUCCCAGAGGCACCUGUGGAUUCAGAUGAUGAGUAUGAGGAAGAUGAAGACCUUGAGAAUGCCUCAGAUAAUAUACUUGGCCGAGAUGUGGUGAGAGAGUGUCUGGAGAAGGAGCCAGCCGAGCGCAAUGAUGAUGACAUCGAGCUGCUCCUAGAGUUCAUGCAUCAGCUGCCGGCAUUUGCCAACAUGACCAUGUCAGUGAGGAGGGAGCUGUGUACAGUCAUGGUCUUUGAGGUUGUAGAACAUGCCGGCACCAUCAUCCUGCAUGACAAACAGGAGUUGAACCUGUGGUAUGUCAUCCUGAAUGGCGCAGUAGAGAUAAGUUACGGAGACGGCCGAACCGAAAUCCUCUGCAUGGGGAACAGCUUUGGAAUCUCUGCCUCCUUGGUGAAGCAGUGUAUGAAUGGAGAGGUGCGCACAAAAGGGGACGACUGUCAGUUGGUGUGCAUCGCCCAGGAGGACUACUGGCGCAUCCUCAACCAUGUGGAGAAGAACAUGCACAAGGUGGAGGAAGAAGGUGAGAUUGUCAUGGUAAAGGAGCAUCGUGAGCUGGAUCGCAGCGGAACGCGCAAGGGCCACAUCGUCAUCAAGGGAACUCCAGAGAGGUUGAUCAUGCACUUGGUGGAAGAGCCUUCAGUAGUGGAUCCGACCUACAUUGAAGAUUUCCUCCUCACCUACCGCACGUUCCUUUCCAGCCCCAUGGAAGUGGGCAAUAAGUUACUAGAGUGGUUCAAAAUGGACAAUCUGAGAGACCCGGUCACACGGAUAGUGCUGUUAUGGGUGAACAAUCAUUUUAAUGAUUUUGAAGGAAACCCUUCAAUGACACAGUUUCUAGAGGACUUUGAGAAGUUGCUGGAUGAAGCGAAAAUGAACGGUCAUUUGCGUCUGCUGAACAUGGCUUCAGCAGCGAAAGCCAAGCUGCGUCAGGUGACGCUGCAGAAGGCAAACAGAGACUCACCUCUGCCCUUUAGCCUGCUAGGAGGCAGCGAGAUGGGCUUCGGCAUCUUCAUACACGAAGUGAAGGACAGCAAGGCCACUGAGGCUGGACUCAAAAGAGGAGAUCAGAUAAUAGAGGUUAACGGCCAAAAUUUUGAAAACAUAUCUUACUACAAAGCUGUGGACAUUCUAAGGAACAAUACUCACCUUUCUCUCACCGUGAGGACCAACAUCUUUGUCUUCAAAGAGCUUCAAAAAUGUAUGAGGCAUGACAAGAAGAGCGGAGCCCCCCAGUUUCCUAAAUUUCACGAGAAGAAGGGCAACCGCUUCUCCAUCGCUGAGCUGCCAGGCGACAUGGAACUUCCCACGGACAGCAAGAGUCACAAGAAAAUGAAGGCCCACACCGUGUCGGCUGGACGCAACAAGAUCCGCAAGAUGCUGGAGAAGACCAGGUUCAGCAUUCUACCUCCAAAACCCUUCAGUGAUGUAGGCAUAGGCCAGUCUCAGGAUGACAGCAUUGUCGGCACAAAACAGUGCAGGCACAGUGUAGAUAUCAUGCCCAUCAUGGGCAGUCUGUCCUCCAGCAGCCCUGAUUUACUGCAGCCGACAGCCAGCGCACUCAGCUUCUCAAACUCCACAGAUGUUCCAGAUCAGGUGAUACGUGUUUUCAGAGCAGAUCAACAGAGCUGCUACAUCAUCAUCAGCAAAGACACAACAGCCAAGGACGUGGUCUUGCAUGUAGUUAAGGAAUUUGGCCUCAUCGCUGCUCCUGAGACCUACUCUCUGUGUGAGGUGUCGGUCAGUUCGGAAGGGGUCAUUAAACAGUGUCGUCUACCAGACCAACUCUCCAAACUGGCAAAUCGCAUCCAGCUCAAUGGCAGAUACUACCUGAAGAACAACAUGGAGACAGAGACCCUCUGCUCGGAUGAGGAUGCUCAAGAGCUGCUGAGAGAAAGUCAGAUCAGUUUUCUUCAGCUCAGUACCCUGGAAGUGUCUGCCCAGCUGUCCAUGCGUGACUUCAGCAUCUUCCGGAACAUCGAGUCCACCGAGUAUGUGGACAGCCUCUUCAAGCUGAACUCCAGCACUGGCCAUCUAAAACAGUUUGAGGAUCUUAUCAAUCAGGAGACCUUUUGGGUGGCCACUGAGAUUUUGCAUGAGGCAAAUGCACUAAAGCGCAUGAAGACAAUCAAGCACUUCAUCAAGAUUGCACUGCAGUGCCGCGAGUGCAAGAACUUUAAUUCCAUGUUUGCCAUCAUCAGUGGGCUGAACCUUGCCCCUGUGGCCCGGCUACGAGGUACAUGGGAAAAGCUUCCCAGCAAAUACGAAAAGCUCUUUCGAGAUCUGCAGGAUAUUUUUGACCCUUCACGCAACAUGGCCAAAUACCGCAACAUCCUGAACAGCCAAAGUAUGCAGAUACCGAUUAUCCCGCUGUUUCCUGUGGUUAAGAAAGAUCUCACAUUCCUGCACGAAGGUAAUGACACAAAUGUGGAUGGCCUUGUGAACUUUGAGAAGCUACGAAUGAUUGCCAAGGAGGUUCGCCAUGUUGUGCGAAUGGCCACCACCAACAUGGACCCAGCAGUCAUGUUUCAUCAGAGGUCCUUGAGCCAGGGCAGCACUAAUUCCAACCUACUGGACGUGCAGGCUGGACAUAAGAAGCGUGUGCGGCGCAGCUCAUUGCUAAAUGCCAAGAAACUGUAUGAAGAUGCGCAGAUGGCCCGUAAGGUCAGGCAGUACCUGGCCCAGCUGCAGGUGGUAACGGAUGAGGAGAAGUUCCAGAUCAUGUCUCUGCAGUGUGAGCCAGCCUACAGUACUUUAUCUAAAAACUUGAAUGAAAGGAGGUCCACCAAAUCUGACUCGUCUCCCGUGUUCACACGCUCAUCCUUGACCUCCGGCAAGUCACACAACCGUGUUUCCCAGGUCCUACAGGUUCCCCCUGUCAGCCUCAAUCCCCUGCGGAAGAAGAGCAUUGCCAGAGACCUAAUGACUGCAAACAACUUCGGCUCACCACAGGUGAUGAAGAAAACAUCUGUCUUAGUAGAGGACUACAGCGGAAAGAAGAAUGAGGGCCUCUCCUCCCUUCACUCCAGUCCGAUCGUGUCCCCACAGGGUUCCCUGGGUAAAGUGGACGUGACUGAAUUGCAGGACUGUAGUCAACUGAACCUGCCAGGCUCAAAGUCAUCUUUUGCCAAUGAAGACAAGGUCAAAGUAGGGAACAGAAGCAUGACAGUAGUCAACAACGGUGUCCAAGACAGCUAUGGCAAAGGCAAAUUGGGCAACAUGGAUUCAAGCCACAGUGAGAUUCCUUCACAUUCCAACAUAGUCAGUAACUGCUCAGUAAACUGCUUGCAUUCAACAAGAAAAGCCAGGAGUCAAAUACAGUCAGUAUCACCUCACACUGCCUCAGAAAACUCUCAGCCCUGCACAAGCACUGAGGAGCUAACUCUGCCCAUUUCAGAGGUGGCUGACAGUGGCCGGGGAAGCUGGACAUCGUGCUCCAGCAACUCACACGACAAUUUCCAGAACAUUCAUGUUCAACGCAUGUCAGAUACGAUGAACCACCAACAUCCUCAGAAGGCUGACACUAUCAGAGAGGUGGAUGAUCUUCAGGCCAUAAACAGACAUUUCAGAGAUGGCUCAGAGCUUAGUCAAUCCAGACAGAGCUGGGUUUCUUCCAGUUCAGCCUCAGACAGGUAUGAGGGGAACUAUGGCACCAUUAAAAGCAGAGAGACUGUCAGUGAGCAGCAAAGCACAGACCCAGCAUAUAAAACAGUCACCUCCACCACAGAGAAAGGUCUCAUAGUGUAUUGUGUAACGUCGCCAUGCACAGAUGAUAGGUACAGGGCUCCGCCUCCUACCCCACCUGGUUAUCAAGGGCUGUCAUUGGGGGACAUGCAGGCACGAGAGGGCGGAGCUCUGCGGCCAGCCUACUUAAAGCCACCCAACUAUAGCGUGGCAUUACAAAGAUCCAAGCUGUUGGGUGACGCAUGGAGAAUGUCAGCUGAGCAUCACACCAGCUUCACCAGGCCUGCCAUUGUAGCAGCUCAUGCUGUAGCUAAUAGUGAGGAGGAUGAGCAGAUGUCAGCAGUGUGACUCCAGUGAGAAAUGUAUAAGGGGAAAAAGGGUGAAGUACAGCCCUAUAAGCUGAAACCACUGAUCUUGAACAAAUGCCCCUCAACAACACAAGCAAUGCCAGAUAGACCUUUUUAAUCACAGAACACAAUGGUUUAAAAAAGAAAAAGAAAAAUGGCCUCUCUAAAUCUUAGCAUAUGUGAUUCCUUCAAUUUUGUAUGAUAUUUUGUGGAGCAAAACUUUUGUUCAUUUGGUAAAUGCAUAGUUGUGAUCCAUUGUGCGUAUGUGAGAGGGAGAGAGUAUUUUUGUUGUUGUUUUGAUUUUACAUCUUAAAACGCUUUCCAUAAUAAACUGCCAAAAUAUAAAGGCUUCGCUGUAUAUCCUAAAGAUGUGUGUGCGGUCCUGAAGGUGGCAGCUGUUGAAAUGUUCCUGUUCAAACAUGCAGUGUGUUUUGGUUAUGUUCUAGAUCCUGUUUCAGGAUGUUUGCAUAAUGGAAGUUUACAAGGUUUAUACAGUUUAUAUUUUGUGCCAAUUCACAUAAUUCAUAUUGUUUUAAUUUUGUUCUGAAAUGCCUUAUCUUGAAUGUGUAUCAUAAUUUUGGAUAAAUUAUCUAUGCCUGUGCUUGAUUUUUCUAGACAUAUUCUUGAUAUUGCCUUAUCACUAAUAGCAUCUCAGGCGAUCACGAACGCCAUCUCUUCAUGCAGUUGCUUCAGCUGCUCCACGCACUGCGGACUGUAUGUCAAAUAAACUAAGCUUUAGAAGUUUCUACAUCUGUAAACUAUUAAACUUUUGCUGCAUUUUUGCAGCUGCCUGCAAUGUCACUGUAAAAUUAUACCUAGGUAAAAGUGUUUAGCUUUUAUAUAAUGGAUUCUGAGUGUAUUUUUGUUCUUUACAGUUUGUCUGGACUGUAUUAUUUUACUGUGCCAGGCUGCUAUUUUUUUUUUUUGUACAGCAAUAAGAAAUAAGUAAAUGCGGCACCUAUAACUAAUCUAUAACUAAGUUGUAAAUUAUCAACUAGUUGCUCCUCGUUUUGUAGUAAUUGUUUAUUACAGAGAAGUCUUGCUUGUGAAGAGAUAAUAUAAUGUGUGUGAAUAAUUAUUAGGUAAAUCAG
This is a messenger RNA of Ictalurus furcatus (blue catfish), 6165 nucleotides long. It is a transcript of the gene rapgef6, whose product is annotated as Rap guanine nucleotide exchange factor (GEF) 6. Gene Ontology annotation, biological process: Ras protein signal transduction; positive regulation of GTPase activity. Gene Ontology annotation, molecular function: guanyl-nucleotide exchange factor activity; protein binding. Lineage: Eukaryota; Metazoa; Chordata; Actinopteri; Siluriformes; Ictaluridae. The transcript has 26 exons. The record is from RefSeq and is a predicted model, not a curated record. The coding region runs from base 759 to 5075 and encodes 1438 amino acids. Gene Ontology annotation, cellular component: plasma membrane; endocytic vesicle; apical plasma membrane.